AUGCGGGUAACGGAGACACAUAUUGAUGACGUCCCGUAUCCUGAAUUUCGUACACGCGCGCUCUCUAAACGGCGAGACGCUUUGGCCAGGAACGCCGAAGGCGUUCCUCGUGCCAUUCCUGGCGAGAUGAUAUCACUUUAUCGGUUCUGGUCUCACUUCUUGGCCCGGCAUUUUGAUUUGGAGAUGUUUGAGGAGUUCCGGGCAUAUGCAGUGGCGGACACCACGGGGAAGAUGGGCAGCACUGUCGGGCUUGAAAAUUUGAUUGCUUAUUACGAAACGAUCCUUGAGGCGGGUGACAACUACAGCCACUGGCCUCUGAACAAUUUGGAGUUCCUAUACGGAGAAGCGAAGAAGCUAGCUGCCAGUGCUGGGGCGUUGUGA
Molecule: messenger RNA, 381 nt
Organism: Colletotrichum truncatum
Lineage: Eukaryota; Fungi; Ascomycota; Sordariomycetes; Glomerellales; Glomerellaceae
Source: RefSeq, a predicted model, not a curated record